Molecule: messenger RNA, 876 nt
Organism: Fraxinus pennsylvanica
Lineage: Eukaryota; Viridiplantae; Streptophyta; Magnoliopsida; Lamiales; Oleaceae
Source: the annotation of a GenBank genome assembly
AUGCUUUUGAAUCAGUUGUAUUUCCUACAAUAUAUUAAUGGUGGUUGGUUGAGAUUUGAGAGCUGGCAAGCAAAUGUGGACCAUCUUCUUAAUGCUGUUGCUACAAAUGCCUGUAAAGGGGGACGGGUCGAGGAGGAAAGAAGUAUUUUUCUUUGUGAUGAACCUACUCCACUCUGGGCAGACUUUCAACUGGCUUCCUUACGUGCACUUUUAGCAUCUCUUCUUUCACGAGGCCGUGUUCGCUUACCAUAUUUAUCCCUUGGCAUGCAAGAAAUGGGAUCAUGCCUUGCUGAAUAUUUUAGAAAUGCCCUCCUGGCCCUAGAAGUGCUCAUACAUCCUCGGGUCCUUCCAUUGGUAGAUUUCUCUUCCACAGGUCUGAGCUGCAAGGUUCCAAGAAACGUUCAGACCAGUAUACUUGAAAAAGUUGUAAGAGAUCAUUCGUCAGUAAAUCUUUUUGAUAAAAAUGAAUCGGGGGCAUUUGGAUCUGGUGCCAGAAUUGUAGUUGAUAAAAUCAAUGUUAUGGUUGAAUUACAAGAAACGAAUCGUCUUGGUGGUGACAAAUCGGGAGGACAUGUGCCCAGUACAGUGGCUGACUAUCCUUGUGGUCAUACGAGUAGGGCAGUUUCCAAAAGUGAUGUAUUAGAUCCAAUUGAUAUUGAGAUGGCUCCGGUUUGUAUAGAUACUGCAAUGGAAUGUGGUACUGUAAUCAUUACAAUACAUGAAAAUGUCGAAAAGAAUGUAUUGGGAAGCAAAGAUGGUGGAUUCAAUACUAUAUCCAAUUAUGAGAAAAGCAAAGUAUUUACAAGUGAAUUUGAUAAUGAAUCGUCAUUGUAUUCAAUUCUUGAUAUCAUUUACGGUGAUCCAGAUUCAGAAUAA